Molecule: messenger RNA, 936 nt
Organism: Paracoccidioides lutzii Pb01
Product: guanidinobutyrase
Exons: 5
Coding region: 1-936 (311 amino acids)
Molecular function (GO): metal ion binding; agmatinase activity
Source: RefSeq, a predicted model, not a curated record
AUGCCCAUUACGGAGACAUAUCAUGACCAUGAAAAACAACAGUGGGGAUUUGCCGGUAUUUCCACCUUCACCCAUCUCCAGCAUGUUAGAUGUCUCCUUGAGCCUGAUGAUCCAUACGACAUAGCCAUCCUCGGCACCCCCUUCGAUAACGCAGUCUCCUACCGCCCAGGGGCCCGCGCAAUCAGGGCUGCAAGUGCCCGUCAGAUCCCCGCAAACAGCUACAACAUCCAUGCCGGCAUAAAUCAAUAUCUAAACUGGGCCCGCAUUCUCAACUGUGGCGAUAUCCCCGCCAACCCUUUUGACAAUGGCCUCGCAAAGCGGCAGAUAUACGAAGCCUUCCUGAAACUCGCGACGCGUGACGUUCCAAACCCCAUCCGGGGUAUUUCCAUCAUCCUCCCAGCGCUGCGUGCCUCGUCCAAAAUCUACGGAAAACUCAUCACAGUUCUUCACUUCGAUGCACACCCCGACACCGGGAACCCAAUAUGGUACUCCGCGUUCUGGACCUCGGACCAUUCUCGGUUCAACCACGGCAGCUUCUUCCACACGGCCAGUCUCGAGGGAUUGAUUUCCAACACCAGCUCUGCACACGCUGGUCUCCGCACGCGCCUGACCGGUCUGGAUGAUGGUGAUUAUUCAAACCCGGGACCCGAGCAGGGAUUCCUGCGCAUCCAUGCUGAUAAUAUCGAUGAUAUCGGCGCCCAUGUCUGGACAUUGACGUGCUGGAUCCUUCUAUCACCCCUGGAACUGGCACGCCGGACCCUUGGGGGGCGGGUUGGAUGCGGGAUUGAGAAGUUGAAUCUUGUUGAUGCUGAUAUUGUGGAAGUCUCACCUAUCUAUGAUAAUGUUGCGGAGGGGACUGCGCUUGCGGUUGCGCAGGUUGCGUUUGAAAUUAUGUCAAGUAUGGUUAAGUUGGGGGCUAAGGAGGAUGUGGGGUAG